Aspergillus ruber CBS 135680 is the source of this 1185-nucleotide messenger RNA. Its product is annotated as acetyl-CoA synthetase-like protein. Gene Ontology annotation, molecular function: CoA-ligase activity. Bases 1 to 1185 code for a protein of 394 amino acids. Gene Ontology annotation, biological process: secondary metabolic process. The transcript has 6 exons. The record is from RefSeq and is a predicted model, not a curated record. NCBI's taxonomy places the organism in Eukaryota, Fungi, Ascomycota, Eurotiomycetes, Eurotiales, Aspergillaceae.
AUGAGACCCAAUGACUAUCUCUUGCAAUCAGCUCAAGGCCCCGAAUGUUCUGGGUACACGUUUAGUAAGAUCAAAGAUGCCGCGGAGCGUGUAGGCUGCGGCCUCAAUCGCUUGGGAGCGCAAGCCAAAAACGUCACCAUGGCAUCAUAUACACUUCCACCAACCCAACCGCCAUCCGGACUGGCUUUUUACCUGGAGAAAUUGGAUUCUGCUUUUGUGCUGUUCGCGCCUUCGAUGCUUGAUGAAGUUCGAAAUGUCGCAAAGGAGUUGAAUAUUCCUACAGCUCGUCUGUUUGUGGUUGAUGAUAGUCGUGCUCGAAAAUGUACACCGACGACGGGUGUCUCCAAGCUAGUGCAAAGAACACACAAUGGUCCCGUCGGAAGCAUCGAACAGAAACUACACUGGUUCAACUUCCGUUUACAGAGCAAAGAAGUAAUGUACUCUGGCCUCAAAUUCUGCGGCAUGGGAUACAUUGUUUCCGGUCUGCUAGCUCCUCUAAAAGGCCGGUUCAAGGCCGUCGUCCUCCCCAAAGGAAGUGUAUACAUCAGCCCUGAUCCAGCUGAGCCUGUCACAGACACCACUAUAGGGAAGCUUCAGCCGAAUGUCGAGGCAAUAGUGGUGAACCAGCAAGGCCAGCGCCUGGGGACAAAACAGUCCGGGGGAAUCUUGUUCAGACCUCCAUUUAAUAUGACGUCGGAAGGCUACUACAAGGACCCGGAGACCACAGCCGCGACUUUGACACAAGAUGGAUGGCUGAAAACUGCGGACAUGGGCUGGGUGGAUGAUGAGGGUCAUUGGUAUAUCGUUGGUUGUACCAAGAUAUGUAUUCCGCUUCUAUCAGCUGGAAUACCCUUUGCUGAAACGACCCAGGAUCAACUCAGGAAAGACGAGAAUAAUAUAUUCGCGUUUGAAAUUGAAUCGAGUCUCUGGCGCCAUCCAGAAACCGCAGACGCUAGCGUCAUUCCAGUCAGCCUUCACGACGAAGAGCUCGUACCACGAGCCUAUCUUGUCAAAGAACCCGGAAGCAAUCUUACUAUCGAGGUGCUCUUGGAUUGGAUGGAUAAGGAAUGCUCGCCUAUGAACAAGCUUCAUGGUGGUGUCGCAUUUGUCAACCGAAUCCCGAUUACAGAUGUUGAUCGCAAGUUGUUGAGUAAUAUGGAGAAGAGAGAUUUGAAACUGGAGUGA